UGAUUAGACACUGGGGUCCAUGCGUGAUGAGUGUCAGCUGGUUGUGAGAGUUUGUCUUGUGGCUUCUGGAGAGCUUCUCAGUGACUGGGAGUCUUCUCGGCAGAGGUUCCUGGCUCGCUCUCUCAUCAGGAUGUCGGGCAGCACUCCUUCCCUGAACAGGCUGGAGCAGAGGGCGACCGAGGCCGACCAGCUCAUCGAAUACCUGAAGCAGCAGGUCCAGCUGCUCAAGGAGAAAGCUAUCUUGCAGGCCUCAAUCCGGGAGGAGAAGAAACUUCGAGUGGAAAAUGCGAAGUUAAAGAAAGAUAUUGAGGAUCUGAAAAAACAACUGCUAGAAAAAGAAAAAAGGAAAGGAGUCAAACAGGUGCCAAUGCCCGCUGCAGAUGCCUGCGUCCAGUCGUCUUCCCAGCCUCCUGUAGUGGCGGCUGCCAAGCCCGACACCUCCACUGCCCCUGCCCCAGCAGGCAGUAAACAGACCCCUCAGAAGGGCAACGGAGAGAAAACCAAGAAGGAGAAGCCAGAAAAGAGGGGAGAGAAGAAAGAGAAGACUCCAACAGCAGCGGCUGAGGAGUCCAGGCCAGUGGACGUCUCUCGCCUGGACUUGCGAGUUGGCAGGAUUGUGACGGCUAAGAAGCACCCCGAUGCCGACUCACUGUACGUGGAGGAGGUAGACGUGGGAGAAGCUGCCCCCAGGACUGUGGUCAGCGGCCUGGUGAAGCACGUGCCCUUAGAGCAGAUGCAAAACCGAAUGGCUGUCCUCCUGUGCAAUCUGAAGCCGGCGAAGAUGAGGGGGGUUUUGUCCCAAGCCAUGGUGAUGUGUGCUAGCUCACCAGACAAAGUGGAAAUCCUUGACCCACCCAGUGGAGCUGCUCCAGGGGACAGAAUCACCUUUGAUGGCUUCCCCGGCGAGCCCGACAAGGAGCUGAACCCCAAGAAGAAAGUGUGGGAGCAGGUUCAGCCGGACUUGCGCACCGAUGGUCAGUGUGUGGCGGUGUACAAGGGAGCUCCUUUUGAAGUCAAAGGCAAAGGAGUCUGCAAAGCUCAGACCAUGAGCAACAGUGGGAUCAAAUAAAGCCUGGAGCUCGGGUCCCGACUUGAAAAGAGAAAAACACUGACGGUCAUGUAGAAGGAGUGCAGUCUGGUCAGUGAUGGACGAAUGUAGCACAAUAAAGGCUUUGAAACGGA
This is a messenger RNA of Lepisosteus oculatus (spotted gar), 1182 nucleotides long. RefSeq names its product aminoacyl tRNA synthetase complex interacting multifunctional protein 1a (gene aimp1a). The record is from RefSeq and is a predicted model, not a curated record. Gene Ontology annotation, molecular function: tRNA binding. NCBI's taxonomy places the organism in Eukaryota, Metazoa, Chordata, Actinopteri, Semionotiformes, Lepisosteidae.